Molecule: messenger RNA, 5684 nt
Organism: Megachile rotundata (alfalfa leafcutting bee)
Lineage: Eukaryota; Metazoa; Arthropoda; Insecta; Hymenoptera; Megachilidae
Source: RefSeq, a predicted model, not a curated record
GUGAUUGGUUAAAUUCAAAGGCUUCACAGUGCGCAUGCAUGGCCAAAAAGUGGGGGUGGUCCUUGGCGUCGGUGUCGAUGGACGCACAGUAGUUACGCGACCCGCUGGCAGAUGGCAAUGUGUCGACGCGAACUGCAGUUCGUCGUGACCAGUUCGAUAAAAAUCAGUCGUUCGGAGGGGCUGUUUUGGCGUGGUAGCAGUGCUGUGAUUUCUGUGACGAGUUCGUGUGCCGUGCCGCGGUAAAUUAUCAGUGAUUAAUUGCGAGCGUGGAAUGAUAAAUGGUGGCGACCAGCAGCAUGGUGUAUGAAGAGAUAGUCGGGAUACGGGGCAGCUGACCCCAGCCGCCGCGCACGCUUUUCACGCGCGAGAUGCCCCACAAUUUGAACUCAGCUUCCGUCAACUCCGCCAACACGGGACCGAAUCACCAGUCCUACAAUCACCAGCCUUAUCAUCGACCCAAUGGAGAUGGACUCCAGCCAGAGAAAGAGCCAGUGGAAUUUGAUACGUCGCAUUUGCGGGGUGCACCAGCUGAAGUUGAGGCAUUGGUGCAUAACAUCAAAGAGGUUGCACAACAGUUCCUUUACCAUUGGAGAACAUUUCCCAUUGUUCUUCCUCCUCCUUUAUCCACGUGCACGGAAGGUGAAGAUACUCUUGCCAGGAAGAAGCACCACCUUAGGGACUUGUUUGUAGCACCUAGCUUCGAUGAACUUGAUUCAGUCGCUGUGGAUAGCAAGGGUGAACCUAGGAGGUUGACCAAGAAGCAAUUAGAGAGCAUCAGCAAACGGGGCUUUCAGAAGGAGAAGUACGGAAAACCGAAGAAGCUGAAUGCCACUCAAUUGGAGAGCAUUCGAAGAUGCGGGGAAUUCGAAGUGGAUUCAAUCAACUUUUCUGGACAAACGCAUCGAUGGAGAUUAAGUGGACUUCUUCAACGCGGGAGAGACAGGAGGAGAGACGCAUUGCUUCGAGAUCUUGCGUUGGCAACCAGGUUCCUUGUGGUUACGGCUAAAGCCAGGCUUGUCUCUCAUUGUUUCAGCGUUUCACAGUCUUUGAAAGCAUUGCUAACGGGACUGUUACGACUACUUGAUAUAACAAUUGGCGUGCCAUCACUUCAAGCACAUAAUCUAGAUGCCAAAAUCAAGGAAGAGAGGUGUCGAUACUUGGUUGCAGAGUUAGUUUGCAGGCCGGAGUAUGAAGAUUCGUUGGAACUCCUGUGCGGCUUCGUCCGGAAACAACUUCGACGAGCGACCAUGGAGAAAUUUGAAGUGGAAAGAGAACUGUCGCAGUUAUUGCCUAUUCCUGUUCCUUUCGUGUUCGGAACACCUGGCGGAGCAGUGGUUGAUCUUAGACUAUUUAGCAGAGACAUUAUCAGAAAAGCUUUACCGAUUCUAGUUGCUAUAUUGGAGAGAGAGACACGAGGCUGGUUUCUUCAUUUUAGAGAAAGACUGAUAUCAGAAUUGAGAGCGCGAAAAAAACCGGAUGAAGAAAUUGAAAGAGAAGUCAACGAAGCUGUUAUGAGAGAAUAUCUGCAAAGAGUUUUCUCUAACAUUUUGUCACAUCCAGACAUACUCGAUCUAGGGAACGGAAUCGCUCAACUUCUUGUCCAACAAGCACAAUCCGUCGUAUUGAUGCAUCGAGCUAUAGAAACAGUUCAGCGUAAAUUGUUGCAAACUAAAGAAGCACUGAGACGUCAUAUCGAAAAUGAGCAUCCGGUUCUUUCUCGAAUAGAACCCUGGAUGCGUGAUAGAAUGAGAGAGGUGGAAGAGAAGUUUAUAGAAGAGUGCGAAUGGAGUGCUCACGAAGAAGCUCUCACGCUGUGUACUCAUCAAAAUCUGCAACAAACUGUUUAUUUUCUUAAUCGUGAUUUAACGUUUAUGAAGGAGAGAGAACCAGUUUUAUUAAAAGAAUUGCGAAAAGUAAAAACGCCUACUAGGAGCUUCCAAUGGCCAACACAAAUAUGGCUUCCAAAAAAUUGGAUCAUCAGACGUAAUUUUCAAGGCCAGUCUGAAAUCAUACCGACAGUGCUGAGCAAUACGCCUACAUCCAUUACCACGCCUAGAGCUGAUCCAAGUCAACCUGUCUUCUUAGUUGAACGAGAAAUCGUACAUACAACCACAACAAGGUGGCCUAUGUGGCGUUGGAUCAAUUACGUUGCUAGAACAUGGUGUUGGACUUGGAAUGCAAUGUUCCUGUUAGGUGUAGCUGUACCGUGGUGUAGUCCAGUCUCCAUACGAGCUCUGUUACUCGUGCAACCUUUUACCCCUGACCUAGAAUUGAGUCAACUAAAUGGAACUUUAUUUCCCAGAAAAUCGUCCCAAAUGCCCACUCUUUGUUCUCGGUUAAUUGCACUUUGGAGACAUAUUAGCAAAAGUCGAACACAUUUUGAAACCGAACCGGACACUGGAUUUAUUGGGAAAGGAAUGACGAGGCAUUUAAAUAGGCUAUGGAACUAUGGCGUCAAGGGUCUUUUAGGAACACUCAUCAUAUUAUUUGUUUUUCCUAUCGUGUGUGUGAUCACGAGUUUAGGAUCGCUUCUAAUUGCGCUUACUGCGGUUUUAUGGAUGCCUUUGAUUACUUUAGCUCUGCACGCGUUUAUGGCACUUAUAAUGGAUUUGGAUAGUCCAGAACCAAGUAGAAAUCGAUACUUUGUUAUUAUGGAGGCGUUAGUUUGGAAUAUUGGUAUACAAGGGUGUCUGCAGCCAAUCGCAGCAUUAAUUGUAGCUCUUACUUUGUGCCCCAUCAUUUCUUUUGUGAUACUUACAGUUGCUGUGAUACGUUAUUGGAUUAGAGUGGUCUGGGACACGACCAUGUUCCAUUUAGUAAUAAAGAACAGGGGUCGUAUACCUGCCAGUGAUAGUUUUGUGGUUAAAAGAAUAGCUGGACCAGGAUUAACAUCUGAUUAUUAUUAUCAAAUUAGACCUGAACAAGCAUUGGCCGCAUUUGAAGCUAAAUUAGAGCUGGAUGAAUUACUAGCUUUCCAGCAAGAAACAGAACGGUUAAUUACCCAACCACAAAGAGAUUUCACUCAGUUUGUGGAGGCCUGUUUUGGUCCGUUCGCUGCUAGCCUUGCCAAAACAAAGGAUCCUUACAAAUCGCUUGAAAAGGAAGCCAAAGAUCUGAUUGCUGUAUUACACGAGAAAUUAGAUAGACGUAGAAAAAAUUUGCAAACUGGUCUUGGAAUGGUUGUAAGAAGUAAAAUAAAACUUACUACCUUCGAUUUGAAAGUGGUGAUACAACAGGGGGCUCUCAUGUUGGAACGACUUUAUCCUACCCACGUCUUCGCCAGAUUGACAGGAAAUGAGGAAGACUUUUGGGAAAACAAAGGUUUAAGUGUUGGUGACUGGGCCGGCUUAGCUGGACUUAUGUACGCGGACAUUUUUAGUUUAAAUUUCCUCCAACCUCUUGAUGACGCAGAUACCAAGUUCAGAUUAGAACCUCAUCCAGGUGUGGAUUUGUCACGUUAUACUGAUAUGGUCCACAGUACUGAACUUGGUGGAACCAAUGGCCCAGAUUUACUGGGGGCUGUUUACGCUCCACGAGGAAACAUACAAGUUUACAGCCCUUACUUAGAAGUCUCAGCUUUUAAUCCACGAGCUAAACAAAAUAGUAGUAGCAGGAAAUCUGACAAACGAUGUGAUACCGGAGGACUUCUGACAUCUACCAAAAUUAGAAGACGCACAACAUCGACAAAUGGUACGACAGAAGCACGCUGGCAGCCGUGGAAACGACAGAUUCGUCCUUACAGCGCGGAAAAGUUACUUAUUCCGCUUCCUAUCCCACAUCCAGCUCACAUAGCUGUUACCAUUCACAAUCGCGACUCCGAGAAUCCGAUUCCACUCGAUUCAGAACUCUGUCAAAAUAUAUUGAGAGCGAUAGAAGAAUCUCCUGGUGAAAUGUCCACUGAAUACGUUAGUCGUUACAGAGGAGCAGCUGAUUCCAGUUUCGAUUCUGUAGCUUCACAUUCUUCAGUUUCUGUAGAGACUGGCUUAGACAAAGAUAACGAAACGCAAGAAACGACGAAUACAGAAAAGGAGGGCGAAACGUAUCAUUGGACAUUAUCAAAUUGGGGUGGCGGCAUGACGAGAAGAAGAAAUAAUUCUGGAUCUAUAAAAGUCGAUUUAGCAUCUCCAGAAGACGUUACUCUGGAUACAGAUACCACCAGAGUGAUGUUCAGUACGUAUGGAACAACUGUUUGAAUUAAAUUUACUAUUACACCAGGUAAAUAUACUAUACAUAAUAGGUGCGAGUAGAAACAAAUAACUAUUUGAAAAAAACGAACAAUGUAGGUUUAAUUAUGAUCUUUCGUCCAUAACAUUUUUUUUUUAAAUUUGCAUUUAUUCAUUUGACUUCUAUUCUUACGAGAUAGAUUAAGUCAAACUUCCUUCUUAUGAAAUUUAUAAUUUGAACUUGCGAAACUUAUUUCAUUAAGAAACGUAAGUUAGAGACAAUAUCGUUUUAGAUACAAUUUAAUUGUACUUGAGAAUGUAAUUUGAAUAUGUUUUAAACGAGAACAUAUUCAGCAGUUGCGAACAAAUUUUUUUCAUUUUUUAAUUAAAUAAUAUCUUACAAUUUUACUAAGCAUUACAUUGGAACGUGGCACAAAAUGCAUAAAAAUAUAUCAAAAUUUUACAAGCUAAAAUCAAGUAUAAGGAGAACAUUUACUAAAUAUUCGAAACAAAUAUUUAUGGAAGCUUUAUAUUAAUUUAUAUAUUAUUAUGUAUACUUGAUCAGUACACUGAUAUCAAUUUCAACACAGUAGAAUAUUGAAAUGUGUUAUAAAUCCAUCUUUAAGUUGAUCUUUGAUUAAUUUAUAGUUAAUCAGUGAUCACUACCAUAAGUAUUAAUUUCUAUGAAAAUUACAUGAAAACUCAUGGUUGAUAAUAAUGAUAAGUAUAGAAUGCUCAUCUGCGAAGUCUGGGAUGUCAUUAUCGAUUCAUAACUUUUAUGUAUACAGGUUAUAAACAGAGCAAAUAAUUAGAAUUUUAGCAUAUAAAUGGCAGACGCCAUUCUAAAAAAAGCCUCUUUAAAUCUAUGUUAAAAUUAUACAACAUUCUUAUUGAUAUAUUGUACAUAGGUAGUUAAUUGUAUAAAUAAACUUGUUAAUGUAAUAAUAUUUCAAAGACAUUUUCUUGUUGUUUACGCUAAAGGCCAUUUAAAUGAAUAUGUAAAAGUUUGCUCCCUUUUAAUAUCUACAUAAGUAAUGCGAAAUGAAGUCGUAAGAUUAUUUCACUUUAAAGCAUUUAUCAAAUUUCAAGCUGCCAGUAUAUUGUAUAAUCUGACAGUAAUUCGUUAACUUAAGUUACAGAUAAUUUUCAUUCAUUUGUAAUAUACAUGUAAACACCAAUGAAUUAUUCUUAUGACAAUUAGAACUAUUAACCAUUAAAAUUAAUAAAUUUUCACUUCAAAAUUAAAUUACAAAUGUAAGAAUGAACUCUGGAUAGAAAUAUUUUAAACGCCUAAACAUUUCCCUGAUAUUAUUUAACUGUGUUCUUCGUUGUUUCUAAUCAUAACAUUGUUGAUAUAUAUAUAUAUAUAUAAGUUAAUUAAUUGCAUCAUAUAUUUCUAUGAGCAGUGCAACUGAUGAGAUAUAAGUUUUGUCUUCUAUAUAUUGAAAGUGUUGAGACAUACUAUGAAAGUGAAAAUUUUCAGUAAUAUAAAAAGAAUGUUAUACAAUCUUGAAAUUUAUA